UCUUCACCCCGACGUCAUGUUUUUCAGCGAUGAUGGAGGAGUCGAAGCUGACGCGUUUCCAGAGGCGAUACCUGAUGGACUGCGUGGAACGAGGAGAUACCCUGCCCCUCCAGUGCCACCCCACAUCCAGCAAAGAGCCAGUGCCAGCUUUCUCCUUGCCAGUUUGUCAGCCGAGCAGGCUUUCAGCUAAACCGCAUCUCCGACCUGCCAAGGCCUGCCAGGCAGGCGAUGCCUACACCCGAGAGAAAUUCAAGCCACGGGCAAGGCGAGAUUUGGAAAAGGAGAAGCAAAGGCUCCAAAACAUCUUAGCGACAGGGAAGGAUGUGGUGGAGCGCAAGGUGAAGCAGACGCUGGUUCAGACAAAGGAAGAGGAGAUACCUGAGCCUGACCGGUUUGAAGAAUUGGUGAAUGAAGUUCAGGAGAGGAAGGAGUUCCUGGCAGAGAUGGAAGCUUUAGGACAGGGCAAGAAGUAUCGAAGGAUUGUCCUCACUGAAAUCUCACAGAAAAUGCGCGAGAUGGAGAUCAUUGACAAGAAGAGAAGUAAGGAAAUAAGAGAAAUCAUGACAAAAGACAUCCCUGGUGGGAACAAAUCUGAUCCCUGUGACUAGGCCAAGGGAAAAAACACAAGCGCAGUUUGUUCCCACCUCUUCUUCCCAGACUCUCGGCAUCAGAGUCUCAAGGGCUGGUCUGUGCCUGUGCCCAAAGAGGGGGCGGUACCACCUGUUGCCCAAAGCCAGAAGGCAGGAGCAAUUUGUACAUAACCGGUAACAGAAGAAAGCGGUUGUAAAAUCCUACCCACGCACCGGAUCCCUUCUUGCUCAACGAUAUUAAAGAGAUGAAAACACACAGCAGCGGCUGGCCCAACAUGACAAAGCAGAGCCUCCUUCUGCCAGUGCAACACCUCGGAGUACAGCAACCUACUGACAAAAUCGUCAUUCCUUUCCACCCACCCAGAGGUGGUUUCUCAUGAUGAUAAUGCGUGUGUUGCCACCCACAUCUACGACCCGCUCCUGUCCCCCUGACUCCGGGGAAUGACUGCGCAGGCAGGCAGCGGGGAGGAAGAUGCAGCCGCGUGGCCUUGCGCAAACACGAGCCUCCGGCAUUGCUGCAGGUCAGCACGAUUGUGUGCAUCAGCAAACUUCUUGGCAGCAGCUGAGCUGGGCAGGCACUCAGGAGGGAGAGGGGAUUUCAGCCCAGCACACGCUGCUCUGCCCUUCGGGCUGGCUGUGGUUUUUUGGUUCCUGAAAGCAUGGUAUGCAGAAAAGCCACUGGUCUCCCACAGAGCCGGGAAAUGGCUGUUUGCUCACCUCAUACAUAAACCCACCUCUGUCCUCCAGCAGGCUGAAGCACGAUGCCUAUUCCUGCAUAAAGCCCAGCAUAAAGCCCAGCUCCCAGU
Messenger RNA from Egretta garzetta (little egret), 1396 nucleotides. RefSeq names its product chromosome unknown C22orf23 homolog (gene CUNH22orf23). Bases 30 to 608 code for a protein of 192 amino acids. Lineage: Eukaryota; Metazoa; Chordata; Aves; Pelecaniformes; Ardeidae. The record is from RefSeq and is a predicted model, not a curated record. The transcript has 5 exons.